GAAAAAGAGAAAAUUUGAGAGGAGACGCAGGCAGCACCAGCAGAGAAGAUAUUCUGUGUUUAUUUCUUAUUUUUGCAUAGUCGUUGGUAAACGGAUCUAAAAUAUGGAUAUUAUCCGUUUCGUUUACUAAUGUUUCGUUUGAUGCCUUCAUGUCUUAAUUAAUUUUCUUUAUUAAAUACAAAUAUAAAAUUUAUUUAAAAUAAACAUAUAUAAGUGAGAUUGAUUGAAGCUCCAUCUACAUCUGCAUCUUAAUACAUGAGAAGGGAAGGAAUUAAGGUUGUAAUUAACUGAUGGAUCCCGACGCCCAUAUAGCUGUCACAACCAAACCAUAUGAAUUGAAUGCAAAACACACAACUUGUGAAGUGAUGCCUUCGAAGUUCGAACCCUCCUGCCCCAUGGAUUGGUUGGUAGCUCCUCACUGCCGUCUUAAUAAUUUAUGGCGGACUGCAUUUCAACAAUAAAAUGCUGCGGAUUCUCCCUUACUUGUGCGACUGUAAAUCAGCCAUAGAUUCUUGCUUUUAUCAUAAUCUCCGAUUCUCCAUCUGCCACCGUCUUUGUGCCAUUGCUACUUUUACCAACGCAGUCGAGAGGCACCCAUUUGGACCACAUGAACUCGGCUACUUCAGUCCCGUGGAAUUGCAACCGUUGAGCCGCAUCUUACAUGAAUGCACUGAAGCAAAAGAUUUCCACACCGGUUUGUCGGUCCAUUCUCGUCUCCUAAAGCUUCGACUUGAUGGGUCUGUGUCCUUGUGGAAUAAGCUGCUUGGCUUGUACUGCAAAUGUCAGCAGUUUCUACUUGGGCGUCAACUGUUCGAUACAAUGCCUACAAGAGAUGUCGUUUCCUUUAACACGAUCAUUUCGUGUUUUGCUCGUCAUGAACGUGGUUUUGAAGCCGUCUCCUCUUUUAAGAAGAUGAUCGAAGAGGAUGCCAGGCCCAAUCAUAUCACUCUUGCCGCGCUGAUUGGAGCUUGUGCUAGUCUACCUGCUUCAAAGCUAAGAGAAGUCUUUCAUGGGCAAGCAAUUCAGUAUGGGCUGAGUUCUAAUGUUUACGUGGGUUGUUCCUUGGUUGAUGGGUAUGGAAAGGAGAUGAGAUUAAACGAUGCAAUUAAAGCGUUCAUUGAGAUUGCCGAACCAGAUUUGGUUUCUUGGAACAUUAUGAUUGAUGGGUGCGUGCGGAAUAGCAGUAAAGAUCAUGCCUUGAGAAUUUUCACCCACAUGCUACGAGAGAACCUAGAUUAUGAUGGAUUUACCUUGACUAGUCUCAUGAAAACAUGCUUGGAACCCAAAGAUAUCUACUUGGGGAAGCUGCUCCAUUGUUGUGCCGUAAAAACCAGUUUCACUUGUGAAACACCCAUAUGCAAUGCCCUUGUUACCAUGUACUCGAGAUGUGAGAGAGGAAUGAUGUCUGCAAGGGGAAUUUUUGGGGAAACUUUAGCUCCUAACAUUAUCUCUUGGACUGCCAUGAUCACAGGGUUUAUGCAAAAUAAACAGAAUGAGGAAGCAAUAGAGUUUUAUCAAGAUAUGCUUAGACUUGGUGUAGGAGAGAAUGAUUUCAGCUUUGCCAGUAUCCUUGCAGUGUACAGUGAUUUGGCAAGCCUCGAGCAGGGGAGGCAAAUUCAUGCUAGGGUUGUCAAGACAUGCUCGGGGAUCGAUCUUUCAGUUUACAAUGCUCUAAUAGAUAUGUAUUCCAAGAGUGGCAGUUUAUCAGAAGCUCUCUUGGUGUUUAGGACAAUGGGAAGACAUGAUAAGGUUUCUUGCACAACAAUGAUUACAGCUUUUGGUCAGCAUGGCAACGGAAGGGAGGCUCUGGCUAUUCUAGAUGAAAUGACAAGGGAAGGAUUAUAUCCCGAUGAUGUUACAUUUCUUGGGUGUCUUUCUGCAUGUAGCCAUGGUGGUCAUCUGGAUGAAGGGAUUCAGGUUCUUAGGAUGAUGUUUAAUGUUUAUAAUCUUAAACCUAGGAGGGAGCAUUUUUCCUGUGUUGUUGACAUGUUGGGUCGUGCUGGGAGGUUGAUUGAAGCAGAGAGGUUUAUUGAAGAGAUGGGGAUUGGAUCAGAUGUCUUUGUAUGGGAAACAUUGCUUGGUGCUUGUAGGCUUCAUGGAGAAAUGGGUUUAGGAGAAAGAACAGUGAAAAAGAUUAUUGAGUUACAGCCAAAUAAGCAUGCUUCUUAUGUGUUGUUAGCCAAUAUGUAUGCAGACCAGGGCUUAUGGGAUGACAAGGGAGUUGUUUUGGAGAAGUUGGACGCAAAUGGUUUGAAGAAGGAAGCUGGCUGUAGUUGGGUGGCAUUAGAAAAUUUCUCAUGCUGAAAGUAGUGUUUUUGUUAAAUGUUUGGAUAAUAUAAAAAUCUUUGUUUCAUAUUGGAGGCUGGCAUGUCAGAAGAAUACGAAAUAUCAUGCCCAAAAGAAACUUGAUUCUUGAGCAGCAGGUAAUUUAAAUCUCUCAUGAACUGGGGGCUUGGCUCUAGCAAAAAUUCAUAAAUUCGACUUCACAGUGAUGGAGGAUAUCUAACCGCAUGUUAAAUAUCUCCGAACAAGAGUUAUUUUUAACUCGACAACUCUUCCAUCAUCUUGUAAGUUUUGACUUCUUUGGUAAUUGGAGCUUUCCCUUUUGAAACUUGUUGACAUUUCCUCUUCUUAGGUAAAAGUAUCCAUCUGCCUAUUGAAUUAGACAUCUAACAUGCAUGUUAUAUGUUGCCAACAUCAGCCUUUCCACACGUUCUAAACUCUUUGCAAUGACAGGCAAGCUUCUCUCCGUGUUCAGAAGUUUCAUUUCUCAUUUCUCAUUCCACAUUCCAUCUAUGAUUUAUCAUCUAUAUGCGAAGCUUUUCUGUUCUUUUUUUUUUUUUUCUUCCGAUACAGAAGUUAAAACCAAACUUACCCUCACAUGGAAUGGCAUAAUCGACAAAAGAAUAGCUGGAUUUUGAGGUAAUCAAAAGCUACAGUGAGGCAUUAUGAAGCUCUAACCCAUAUAAGAAAGAUGAAGCUUAAUAGUACUGCCAUUGCUGGUGCAUCUUUGUCUGUGCAUAGCUGUAAUUGGAAACAAUCUCGUUUAAACGAACUCAGUGCGUCUUAAAGCAUUCAGAGUCUCAGCUGAUCUGCUACAUUAAGAUGAAGUAGGUUUCCUUGAAGAACCUUUAUUAUUUGUAUCAUAGGAGACGCAUAACUUUGAUAUUAUUUGUACAGAAACUGAAAAUUAUUUGAAGUUUUUAUGCAAAAAAAAAAAAAGAAAAGAAAAAAAAGAAAAGAAAAAAGAUGUACGAAAUGAUCCGAUAAUGA
Messenger RNA from Diospyros lotus (date-plum), 3273 nucleotides. RefSeq names its product putative pentatricopeptide repeat-containing protein At3g15130. The coding region runs from base 463 to 2304 and encodes 613 amino acids. Gene Ontology annotation, molecular function: RNA binding; protein binding. The transcript is spliced from 2 exons. Gene Ontology annotation, biological process: RNA modification. Lineage: Eukaryota; Viridiplantae; Streptophyta; Magnoliopsida; Ericales; Ebenaceae. The record is from RefSeq and is a predicted model, not a curated record.